UGUAUUUUAAUUAUUAUGUAGCUUUGGUAAAUUGUUCAUGACUGUUUUGUUUGGUUUUGCUUGCAACUUUGGUAGGAUUGUUCGCUGUAGGCGUGGGUACUGGAUUUUUAGUAUUUUACUUUUUGUGAAUUGCGAUAUAGCAUUACGAAACAUGAAAAACGGAUACAUGUGAUAAAAAACUUUAUAAAAUCAACAAAAUGGGCUGUACUCAAAGUGAAAUUUCACCUCAAAAUGAAACACCUAGAAAGGGUUGUACCGAUGUAUUGUGGGUGGUCAUUUAUGUUAUUUUCUGGAUAUUGAUGAUUAUAAUAGCUGCUAUAUCAUUUGUGUAUGGGAAUCCUCAAAGAUUAAUAAAUGGCUAUGAUUCAUUUGGUAAUACUUGUGGUGUCAAAACUAACAAAAAGCUUAUUGAUUAUCCAUUAGCUGGUAUUAGUACUGCUGAUAAAAAAUAUCUUUUUUUCUUGAAUAUAAAAGAAAUUCGUAAAUCUCUUAAAAUAUGUGUGAAGCAAUGCCCAAAUAGGAAGAUGGAAUCUUUCUUAGAUAUUCAAAACUUUUACAAGGAGACUGGUUCUAAUCUCUGCAGCCAUGACAUCAAUUUUGAUAAUAAAACAACUAAAAAUGAAUUGGAUAAAAAUUUAGAAAGGCUAUGCCCUACCUUGCCUGUAUAUGACUCUUUUCCAUUACUUAAUAGAUGUUUUCCAAAAUCAGCUACGGACUUAGGAAAAAAGGUCUUCUCAGAUUUCUAUGAUUUGCUUAACAGUUGGGAUACUAUUGAACAGAUGUUGUCUGACCUGUAUUCUUCUUGGAAAGAAAUGAUCAUUUGUGUUAUAGUCGCAUUUAUUUGCUCGCUAAUAAUGGUGUCCAUUUUACAUUUAUUGGCCUCUUUAGUAUCUUGGAUAUUUAUGAUCAUAGUAUCGAUAGCCAGUGUAGCAGGAACAGGCCUGUUAUGGUAUACAUAUCACGAAUUAAGAACAAAGCAAAAAGAUUUUUCUGAUACAACUAUGUUUCUAGCCGAGUCCCUCAAAAAUGAACAAGCCUUUUUAUGGUAUUCAAUCAUAGCUACACUAAUAACAGUAAUACUAUUGCUGUUAGUCUGGGUUAUGCGUUCACGUGUAUCAUUUUUGGCAGCAUUGUUCAAAGAAACAGCUCAUUGUCUAGGAUCAAUUCCUGCACUCUUCCUACAGCCCAUUAUCACAUUUUUCUUCCUAAUAUUAUUUUUUACUUUUUGGUCUCUUGUUGUAGUAAGUUUAGCAACGGCGAAUUAUCCAGGCACAACAAAUUUCGUGAACAGUACAAUAUCAUCAGCUAAUGUGCAAAAUGUUGCAGUUUCAACACAAAAUAUGAACAAGAGUGCUAAUUUCAAGAGUUAUAUUCUAGAUGACAUAGUGUUUGAUCCAAUGUGGGUAAAGAGUAUGUGGUGGAUGUGUCUGAUUUGUCUCGUCUGGGGAAGUGAGUUCAUACUGGGAUGCCAGCAGAUGACAAUCGCAGGUGCUGUCUCACACUGGUACUUUAGAGGACCAAAUGCACAUCCAUCGCCAGUGUUGUAUUCGAUUGGUAAACUUCUAAAGUAUCAUUUGGGAUCAGUAGCUAAAGGAUCAUUUUUAAUAACACUUUUCAAAGUACCUCGGCUUAUUCUUACUUUUUUACAUGCUAAAUUAUCAGCAAGAGCUGAAAAGGGUUCGGAUUGCGCCAAGUGCGGUUUAAAAUGUUGCAUUUGCUGUUUCUACUGCUUGGAAAAGUUUAUACGAUAUCUUAAUCACAAUGCAUACACUAUCAUUACCAUCGAGAGGUGCAAUUUUUGUAAAGCGGCGGCAAAGGCUUUUAGCACUAUAGUAAACAACGCGUUGCAAGUGGCGACUAUAAACAGCGUGGGAGACUUCAUCCUGUUCCUGGGCAAGUGUAUCGUCACCGCGGUCACCGGUAUCAUUGGUCUUCUGUUGUUGAAACGGAACACCGAUUUACAUUUCUACGCGGUGCCCACCCUCGUCAUAUGCAUUUACUCAUUCUUCAUCGCGCACUGUAUACUUUCUUUAUAUGAGAUGGUAGUGGACUGCCUGUUCCUCUGCGUGUGUGAGGACCGGAACAUGAACAGUGCGGACGGGCGAUGGAAGAACUCGCGACUCGCUGAGCUGGGCGUCGUCAGCGACCGAGCUGAGACAGAGGACUUGCAAGAGAAGUACUGAUCCUAACUAGUGCAUGCCAUCUGACUUGUGUUUUGAUAAUCACGUUUGUAAUAUGAAGCAAUCAAAUUUCUUAUAAUUAUGUAAUUUGCAUUAUUAUCAUGUUAUUGUGUGGGUGUAGCUGAAUUUUUACACCUUUUUAAAUAAUAUUUAUUAUACCUGAUAAGUGUUCUAGGGUGUAAGGCAAUGUUUGUACUAGCAAAAAAUCAAUAUCUGAAUAGAUACUGCUAAAAUUUAAUCAUAAUAUUUAAAUAACGAAUCUCAAAAAUUGUGAUUUUACUUUUUAAUAAUUUUAAUUGCUAAAAAAAUAGUACAAGUUAUUAAGGGAUUGAGAAAUAAUUUUUCAAGCAUUUUGAUAUUCUCAAACUCAUUCCGUUUUGUUAUUAUAGAAACAUACUAUUUAAACAUAUAUAUUUCUAGAACACCAAUUUUGGUGCUGUUUAUCCUAUUAUGGCAUAUAGUUUCAUAAAUUAAUUUAAAAUUCUUCAUAUUGUUAAAGUUAAAAUGUAUAGUUUAUCAUGACAAAGUCUCUAUGCACAAGGAUUGUUGUAAAAGUCAAGUAUCUUUUGGAUGAUAAAUAAUCAUUUCAACUUUAAUAUCGGAAUCUCAUUAAAUAGUAUAUUAACUCAAAAAAUAUUUUUUUACCUACAAAUACUUUAUAAAAUGCCGUUAUUUAAAAACUAUAUAAUGACAUUAUUUAAAAAAUGCCGUCCUUUCUGAACUAAGCUAAACAUAAUCAAUGUAUUUU
Nymphalis io (European peacock) is the source of this 2928-nucleotide messenger RNA. RefSeq names its product choline transporter-like 1 (gene Ctl1). The transcript is spliced from 12 exons. Gene Ontology annotation, cellular component: membrane. Lineage: Eukaryota; Metazoa; Arthropoda; Insecta; Lepidoptera; Nymphalidae. The record is from RefSeq and is a predicted model, not a curated record. Gene Ontology annotation, molecular function: transmembrane transporter activity. Bases 198 to 2183 code for a protein of 661 amino acids. Gene Ontology annotation, biological process: transmembrane transport.